AUGGAUAAUUAUGAUCGUCACGUGACCAUUCACUCCAUCAUGGGGAGCUCUCGCUCCAAACUACCACCGCAUCAGGAGGCCAAACUACCCCCCAACAGGACCCAAGCCCACCCCAUCAGGAGGCCAAACUACCCCCCCAUCAGGACCCAAGCCCACCCCAUCAGGAGGCCAAACUACCCCCCAUCAGGAGGCCAAACUACCCCCCCAACAGGACCCAAGCCCACCCCAUCAGGAGGCCAAACUACCCCCCCAUCAGGAGGCCAAACUACCCCCCCAUCAGGAGGCCAAACUACCCCCCAUCAGGAGGCCAAACUACCCCCCCCAUCAGGAGGCCAAACUACCCCCCAACAGGACCCAAGCCCACCCCAUCAGGAGGCCAAACUACCCCCCCAUCAGGACCCAAGCCCACCCCAUCAGGAGGCCAAACUACCCCCCCCAUCAGGAGGCCAAACUACCCCCCAACAGGACCCAAGCCCACCCCAUCAGGAGGCCAAACUACCCCCCCAUCAGGAGGCCAAACUACCCCCCAUCAGGAGGCCAAACUACCCCCCCAUCAGGAGGCCAAACUACCCCCCAACAGGACCCAAGCCCACCCCAUCAGGAGGCCAAACUACCCCCCAUCAGGAGGCCAAACUACCCCCCAUCAGGAGGCCAAACUACCCCCCAACAGGACCCAAGCCCACCCCAUCAGGAGGCCAAACUACCCCCCAUCAGGAGGCCAAACUACCCCCCCCAUCAGGAGGCCAAACUACCCCCCCAUCAGGAGGCCAAACUACCCCCCAACAGGACCCAAGCCCACCCCAUCAGGAGGCCAAACUACCCCCCAUCAGGAGGCCAAACUACCCCCCCAACAGGACCCAAGCCCACCCCAUCAGGAGGCCAAACUACCCCCCCAUCAGGAGGCCAAACUACCCCCCCAACAGGACCCAAGCCCACCCCAUCAGGAGGCCAAACUACCCCCCCAUCAGGAGGCCAAACUACCCCCCCAACAGGACCCAAGCCCACCCCAUCAGGAGGCCAAACUACCCCCCAUCAGGAGGCCAAACUACCCCCCCAACAGGACCCAAGCCCACCCCAUCAGGAGGCCAAACUACCCCCCCAUCAGGAGGCCAAACUACCCCCCCAACAGGACCCAAGCCCACCCCAUCAGGAGGCCAAACUACCCCCCAUCAGGACCCAAGCCCACCCCAUCAGGAGGCUAGCCCGUCACAGCCCAAGUCCUCAGACAAGGCCCUCCGCGACCUGGUAGGAGAGCAGCGAUUGGUCCAGGGCUCUGAGAGGUCCUGCCCCCAGCUCUUCUCCUCGCUUCCUGACGUGUCGUCGGUCGGCCUCUCCGGGAGACCCGUAACCCCGGGUCACAGCUCUGCCCACGGGUCCACAGAGUCCCUCUCCCUCAGUGAAAAGCACUCGGAAAAACACGGAAUUCCGGACGAGGAGGAGGAUAUUCUUGAUUUAGGAGCGCUGGUCUCUGAACCGGACACACAGUUGCAACCGGAGGAGGACGAGGGGAAAAGGGGGGAGGAAGAGGAAGAGGGAGAGGGAGAGACAAGGAUUCCCCACUGUCUGGUGGGUUCUGUGUUUAGUGCAGAUCGCGACGAUGGUGACGACGAGAGGCCCGUGGCUUUCUCCGAGUCGAUUGGUCAGAGGGUGAGGAAAGAGAGGAAGAGCAGAACUAGGAAGACGGACUCUGAUAGGCUGGAGCCUGCUGACAUAGCGAAGGACGCUAGCCAUUCAGUGAGCGAGGGGGAUGGAGAGAGAGAGGGUGGAGGAGGGACGUUGGUGGGAGAAAUGAAUGAUGGAGGAGAGCAGGUGUGGGAUGGGGGAGAGGGGGUGAGGGGUGGGGGAGAGAGGGUGAGGCCUGAGUUGUUGGAGUUUGUUGGAGACUGGCCUUCAGAGGAGGUACUGGAGCAAAGAAGAAGAGGAGGAGGAAGGAAUGGGAAGCGCCCUGGGAGGGAGGAAGAGGGAGUUGAUGAGGGGGAGGAGGCAGGUCCCAGAGGCAGCCAAUCAGAAGGGCUUCCUGGUAGCGGGCCUCAUGUCACAGAGUUCCAGAAGCUUCUAGAGCUCUUACAGACAGGUGUUGACUCCCACCCUCUGCCCACCUGCCCUUCCCCCAUCCUCUCCCCCUUCUCCCCGAGCUCACACCAUUCAGUUGGAGGAGAAGGAGGAGAGAGGGGUGAGGCAGGGGGGAGGAGAGGGGAGGCUGAUAAAGACCGAGUCCUGAGUCGGGAGGAAUUACCUGACUGUGUGGUGGUUGAAUCCAACACCGUGGAGCAGAGGGAGGGAGAGACCAUCCAGGUCGCCGUAGAGGGGGGGACGACUCGGGGUUUAGUUGAGGAAGACUUGGUGGAGGUAGAGGGAAGCCAUCCUGGUAAGGUAGAUCGAGGCCAUGUUGGUGAGGUCAGUCAGUGUACUGAUGCUAGUGAGACCAGGAUGGAAGGUGAAGUCGGCCAUCUUGGUGGGGGCAGUCAGUGUGCUGAUAGUGACAGCCAUAUUGGUGAGGGCAGUGAGGAAGCUGGUGAAGACAGCCAUGUUGGUGAGGUCAGUCAGUGUACUGAUGCUAGUGAGACCAGGAUGGAAGGUGAAUUCGGCCAUCUUGGUGGGGGCAGUCAGGAGCGGAAGCAGCAGCAGCAGAGUCGCAGGGCGGGGAAACAGUGCAAACUGGCACUCACCUUCACAAACAACACCCCUCCCUCCCCCAAACCACAGAUAGACCUCGCCCCUGACCUUGACCCUGACCUUGACCCUAAUCUCGACUCUGACCUUGCCCCUAAUCUCGACUCUGACCUCGCCCCUAAUCUCGACUCUGACCUUGCCCCUAAUCUCGACUCUGACCUUAACCUUAACCCCGACCUUAACCCUGACCCUAACCUCAACCCUGACCUUAACCCUGACCUUGACCCUAACCUCAACCCUGACCUCGACCCUAACCUCAACCCUGACCUCGACCCUAACCUUAACCCUAACCUCGACCCUAACCUUAACCCUAACCUCAACCCUAACCUUAACCUUGACCCUGACCUCAACCCUGACCUUAACCCUGACCUUGACCCUAACCUCGACCUCAACCCUAACCUUAACCUUGACCCUGACCUCAACCCUGACCUUAACCCUGACCUUGACCCUAACCUCGACCUCAACCCUAACCUUAACCUUGACCCUGACCUCAACCCUAACCUUAACCCUAACCCCCACCGCCCCUCCCCUCCUCCGUCAUUGGCCGACACAGAUCGCUCCUCCCAGACCGACCCGCAAGACUUCGCCUUCCUCUGGCGUCUCGACCACAGUCGUCGCGACGACCCAACCGACGCCUCGGGAGACCGCUUUCCCGCUAACGACACCCUCGUCGUUCUCCACGGCAACCCUUCCCGUUUCCUCCCGGAGGUAUCGGCUGCGGUCUCGGCGGGCGUCGCGGUUAACCCUUCCGGCCAGCGAGUGGUGCCGUGCCGCGUGACGCGCGAGAAGGGGAACCAGGUGGAGGAGAGGGAGCUGGAGGAGGGACGGACCAGGCAGCAGAACCUCUUCAUUCUCAGACGCCAUUUUAAACUGGUCAACAGAGAGACACUGGACGACCUCUAUGACAAGUGUCAGCAGGACCUGGAGUGGACCACUAAUCUGUUGCUAGACUCUGGAGAGAGACUGUUCCUAGAGGAGGAAGAGGAGGAUGAAGAAGAAGAAGAGGGUGAUGAAGAUCUGGACAUGGCCGAGGCUGUGUGUCCGGAGGACGGGACGGAGAGACGGAUUACACCUCCAGGAGAGCAGGCUUCGGCCUCCAGCUGUUCUGAUAGUGAGACGUUUGGAAGAGGGAAGGAGGAAGAGGAAGCGCGGAGGACAGGGGAACGAGUGGACGAAGGGUUAAGGUGGGUUAGCGGACCGAACCAUCCUGUGUCUCGGGGCGGGGGCGGCGGCACAGAGGAGGGAAACUUGGGAGAGCAGGAAGUGGUUCGGGACUCGGAGAACGGAGGGAGCGCGGAGCGGUGGGAGAAAUGGGAGAGGGAGGAGGAGGGAGACGAGGUGACCCAGUCGCUCCUAGCCCAGCUGGAGGAGAUGGAGAGGAGAGAGGAAGAGGAGGAGGAGAGGAAGGAGAAGAGGAGGAAGAGACUCUUGGAUAUACAGAAUGUUGAACUGAAGCUGCCAGCAGAACUGGCCCUGCAACUGGCUGAGCUGUUUGGACCUGUUGGUGUCCUACCAGGUAUGUGUUCCCAUGAUGACUACGCUGUGAAGAUGGAUCUCAACAUGGCCAAACUGCUGCACCAGAAAUGGAAGGACACUGUCCAGGAGAAGCAGAGACAAGCAGCACUCUCCUACCAUCUACUACAAGAGAGCUCUGUCCACUGGGGCGAAUCGCAGACGUCCAAAACCGGGCUCAGGGACGGGUCACGCCCGGCUCACUUCCUGAUUGGUUCGGACGGCUUUGCGUCUCUGAGCGGCCAAUCAGAGGCUCAGGAUGAGUUGCCAAUCGUGGACCACUGGACUAUGUCCCGCCCCCACGUCUCUCUCAGAGACGUCAUGGCUGAAGAACGGGCUCUACAGGAGAAGAUGGAGAGGUCUCGUGGAGGUGGUGUCGACAGGAGAGAUGGAGCCGCCAUGUUGAAGGAGUCUCAGCUCUUUGACCUGUUCCCCAGCAUAGACAGACACUUCCUACAGGACAUCUUCAGAGACCACAAUUACUGUCUGGUGCAGACGGAGCAGUUCCUGAGGUCUAUGUUGGACGAGGGCCCUGUGAGAAACGUUGUGGCCCCAGAACACACACCACGUACACACAGCAAGGACCGAGACAAGAGGCGUGCAGCAGCAGCAGCGCCAGCGGCCCCUCCACAGUCCCUCUCUCAGUACCAGGAUGUUGAGGACCCAGAGUAUGAGGACUUCAGAGCCGAGGCCAGGCUCCAGAAAGGCAAACAGCUGGAGAGCUUCAGCAAGGCUGCGGAGGCUUACAAACAGGGACGCAAAGACGUGGCCUCAUACUACGCUCAACAGGGUCAUCUCCAUGGUCAGAAGAUGCAUGAAGCUAAUCACCGUGCAGCGGCCCAGAUCUUUGAGCGGGUCAACUCCUCCCUGCUGCCUCAGAACGUUCUAGACCUCCACGGACUGCAUGUCGACGAGGCUUUACUCCACCUGUCACAGGUGUUAGAGAGGAAGACCACAGAGUAUCAGCAGGGUGUGUGUGGGUCUCAGCUGUCAGUGAUAACAGGAAGAGGGAACCACAGUCAGGGAGGAGUGGCUCGUAUCCGCCCUGCCGUCACAGACUACCUCCACACACAGGGCUACAGGUUUACUGAGCCUAAGCCAGGUCUGAUGUUGGUGUGUCUGAACUGAGAUGAAGCUGGUCAUGUGACUGACUGUCCUUAUCAAGACACUAAUCUCUCCUCCCCUGGAAUCUACCUCUACCACUUCCUCUCUCACAUACACAAGAAACACACUCUCUCUCUCUCUCUCUCUCUCUCUCUCUCUCUCUGUCUCUCUCUGUCUCUCUCUCUGUCUCUCUCUCUGUCUCUCUGUCUCUGUCUCUGUCUCUAUCUGUCUCUCUCUCUCUCUCUCUGUCUCUGUGUCUCUCUGUCUCUGUCUCUCUCUCUCUGUCUCUCUCUCUGUCUCUCUCUCUCUGUCUCUCUCUCUCUGUCUCUCUCUCUGUCUCUCUCUCUGUCUCUCUCUCUCUCUCUCUCUCUCUCUCUCUCUCUCUCUCUCUCUCUCUCUCUCUCUCUCAUAUUUUAAUUAUUUUAAUAGCUGCCAAAGAAAACGUCUUAACCUCCUUUUUAUGUCUUCACUGUUGCCAGUUUUGUACAAUAUUUGUGUUUUUGAAUGAAACUUUAUCAGGAUUUUACAAACGAUGACAGGAGCAAGAGUUCAUUUAAAUUAGAUUAAAUGUAGAUAUUAAAUGUUGACUUUUAAAAUACAUUAAACACAGUUCUACAUUUUAUAAAACCAUAAUCAAA
This is a messenger RNA of Salmo salar (Atlantic salmon), 5927 nucleotides long. NCBI's taxonomy places the organism in Eukaryota, Metazoa, Chordata, Actinopteri, Salmoniformes, Salmonidae. The record is from RefSeq and is a predicted model, not a curated record.